This is a messenger RNA of Macroventuria anomochaeta, 938 nucleotides long. RefSeq lists its product as uncharacterized. Bases 130 to 855 code for a protein of 241 amino acids. The record is from RefSeq and is a predicted model, not a curated record. Lineage: Eukaryota; Fungi; Ascomycota; Dothideomycetes; Pleosporales; Didymellaceae. Gene Ontology annotation, biological process: phosphorelay signal transduction system. The transcript has 5 exons.
UGGAGCGAUUGUGAAGAACGCGUUGAGAGAAGAGAGGAAGGGUGAGAUGACGUAGCUUGAAAACUCGCAGCUUAUUGCUGGAUUAGGAAGGCCUAAUUCUUAUCCACACCAGUGAUACGCAUACACAUAAUGACAAAACCAUGUCCUGUCAUUUUCUGUUCACUGUGCGGUCGCGAGCAUCGUGCUCCGCCCGAAAACCUAAAUUACGGGACGAAAGAUCAUCCCAGAUCAUGGUGUCCACUGCCAGAGCACCUUUCAAAGUCGACAGCACUAAUCGUUGAUCAUAACGCCAUCAACCGAAAAAUAUUUUCGAGAUGGCUCGAGAAGUUCGACAUACCUAGUGACCAGGCGACAAGGCCGGAUCAGGGACUAUACAUGUAUCAGAGCGACCCUAUGAAGUACGACAUAGUAUGUGUAGAUCCUAUGCCGUCACGUACAGUGACUGGUCUAGCUGUCUUGCACAUGAUCCGCUCUUUCGAGCGCACGAACAACGUACCACCAUGUUUCCUCAUCUGCACGAACAACUCCAGGACGAUGGACAUGGGUCGCAUCAGCGUUCAGACUGUUAUGGACCAUGGUGUAGAUUGGAUUGCACCGUGGCAUGGUCUUCGUCUGCCUCUACAUGAUGCGCUAGCAGGGAUAAAGGAGCGGUCUGCCUGGCUUGAUAGACCAGAUGUUAUGACAAAAGUAUGGAUACCUGAGAUUUUGACAGAUCAUGAAGCUGCUCGGUAUCCGAAGGAUUAUCCUGAGAAAUUUGAAGACGAGAACCGUUUCGUACGGUGGCCGAUUCCUGCGUCAUUGAAGGGGUCUACGGUGCUGAUCGUAGCCAAUUACUCAGGGGUGAGCAAUUCUUAGUCGUUUCGGGUAUUUCGUUGAUUUUAUUAGCACCUUGAGAACGUUACGCAUUUUCUGGGGUUCUCUAGCCAAACAGUAUCCAC